UCUGUUCAACUUUACAUAUGCUGUUGAAUGCUUGCUUUUGUGACUACGGAUACCAUUCAACUACUUUCAUGAUCUCCACUCGUUCUUUGUGUACAACUGGACACUGAGAAGGUUCUGCCCAAUCGUUGUUCAGCCCAGUGUCUGUACCUCCUCCUCAGUCCCUUUAACAGGGGAUAAAUAACUUUUUUGUGGAUUUGGACUUGAUCGCCAGAUGGAUAAAUCGUGACUCCUCUGAUCAUUCUCUAACUUUAUACCAAGCAAUUCCUAAUUCAGCGUCAGACUCAACUACAGUGCCAACACAAUGCAGAAGCAAGUGGAGGUCAGAAUGCAUGAAAGCCAUUUGGAACCCAUGGUGGAUCCUCCUGAACCUAUGUGUUGGGGAAUAUGCGAUAAAAUUAUGAAGAACAUGGUUCUUACCCUCACCAUCCUUGGUGUGUGCCUGGGCUCCAUAUCAGGAAUGCUGCUGCGGUACAUUUCGCCGCUCCCCCCUGAUGUCAUCAUGGUUAUUGCAUUCCCAGGAGACAUCCUGAUGAGAAUGUUGAAGAUGCUCAUCUUACCGCUAGUUGUUUCUAGCCUGGUUACAGGACUGGCUGGUCUUGACGCCAAAUCCAGUGGUCGUUUGGGCACAAGGGCCAUGGUGUACUACAUGUCCACAACAGUGAUCGCUGCUGUCCUGGGAGUAAUCUUGGUGCUGGUCAUUCACCCAGGGAACCCUAAAUUAAAGGCUAACCUUGGUCAGGGAAAGAAGAACGAUGACGUUUCCAGCUUGGAUGCCUUCUUUGAUCUAAUCCGCAAUCUAUUCCCAGAAAACCUUGUGCAAGCCUGCUUCCAGCAGAUCCAGACAGUCAACACAAAAACCCUGGUGCCCACCAACAGGACUAAAGCACCACCACAGUUCACCAUCAAAAAGUCCCUUCAGUUCAAGAGUGGGAUGAAUGUCCUAGGUCUUAUUGGAUUUUUCAUCGCUUUUGGAAUUAGCAUGGGAAGAAUGGGAGAGAAGGCCAAACUCAUGUUGGAAUUCUUCAAUGUCCUCAACGAGAUUGUUAUGAGGCUUGUUGGCAUGAUCAUGUGGUAUUCACCAAUUGGUAUCGCAUGUCUCAUCUGUGGGAAGAUCAUCUCGAUUAAUGACCUGGAAGUGGUUGCUAGACAACUGGGGAUGUAUAUGGUCACAGUAAUAGUGGGUCUCCUCAUUCACGGUGGCAUCUUUCUACCUUUAAUAUAUUUUGUCAUUGUUCGGCAAAAUCCCUUCACCUUCUUCAUGGGCAUCUUCCAGGCUUGGGUCACUGCGCUUGGAACUGCAUCCAGCGCUGGAACCCUCCCUGUCACUUUCCGAUGCCUGGAGGAGAACUUGGGCAUUGACAAGAGAGUGACACGAUUUGUGCUCCCUGUGGGUGCCACCAUCAACAUGGAUGGCACUGCGCUAUACGAGGCUGUGGCAGCCAUCUUCAUUGCCCAAAUGAAUGGCAUCCAUCUGGAUUGGGGACAAAUUAUUACUGUCAGUCUGACUGCCACUUUGGCCAGUGUGGGAGCUGCCAGUAUCCCCAGUGCUGGACUGGUAACAAUGCUUCUGAUCCUAACUGCUGUUGGGCUACCAACCCAAGAUAUUAGUCUAUUGGUAGCUGUCGACUGGCUGCUGGAUCGGUUCCGUACCUCUGUCAAUGUUGUUGGGGACUCGUAUGGAGCAGGAAUCGUGUACUACCUCUCCAAGGAUGAGCUUGACAUGUUUGAUGCCCAGCAGGCCCGAGUAGAUGAAUUUGAGAUGUCAAAAACACAAUCCUUCUAUGAAAACAACACCAACCAGUGUGUUUAUGCUACAAACCACAACUCCGUCCUGCUAGACGACUGCAAGGUAACCAUGGGCAGAAAUGGCAACGCUGCAGAUUUCUCUCUUGUUGAGGAGGAACCAUGGAAACGCGAGUAAAGUAGAUCAAGACCCUGCUCCGCCUUACCCUGAGUUCCACAAGCUUUUCUCUCUGCCGACAAAACAAACACGAUAAAUCAAAAGUCAGAGUGAACUGAACUAGUACACAACUCAGUAUGGGUCCGACAUUCUGUUUUCAGUUGUCUGGCCAGAGAACCUACUGUACCAUAACGCGUUAUGGUUGAUACUUUUGUCCCAACUGAUUUAUGAGUAAUAUCCAUGAUAUCUAUUAUAGAAAUAGUGCUUACCAGGCACUAUGCUGUGAGAAAGAUCCCUUCAGAUGGCUGUAUUGUGAGCCUUAUUCAAUGCUGCAUGCUCUCUGAUAUACACAGAUUAGUGAUGUAUUUUCUGCUGUUGUUUUUUCUAUUAAAGGAUCUGUUUUGAUUUGGUUGCAGAUCAGAAAAUACAAUAUGUGCUCAUGAGAUAGGUUUCUAAGUUUCUGCUGUACAAGGACUUAAGUAUACUAAUAAUUUCUACUCUGUCAGGUAAACAUUGCUCAUUUAUUUUUUAGUCCAAGUUAUGUGGAUCCACGGCAUCUUCAAUCAUCUUAUCAAAUGUUCCAUAAUUGUUUAUUAUUAAUUGGUUAUCAACUUAAUUCAUCCAUGCUUUCCAGAGUGGCUUUGACACCUUCAAAACUUGCUGCCUUUUAAUAGCACUAAGUCUGAAUUAACUUUGAAAGCCUUGGUAAUGCAUACUCUGGGAAUUCCCAAGACAGACAAGAACAUGGGAAAUAUUUUACAACCUUAAUAGUUUCAGGAGUGCACUGCCCUUCAGUACACAUGAACAUUAGCAGCAAACAGGUUCUGAAAUUGUGAAAAAUCAGCAGGGUUAGUAAAGGGAAGCUGACAAAUAAACUAAAUGGAACCCCUGGUGACAGAAUGAGAGAAAUGCAGGUUAAUAAGGAAACAAAUGCUUCAAUACCUUUGACUGUUUUGACUUUAAGGAUUAAACUCUGGUGUCGGUACACAUGCUCAAGCCACUAGCACUAGAGCUUACCUCUAGACUUAACCUUCUAAAGAGGGGUGGAGUUCUUCUCUAAAUGCGGCAGCAUAUUUAUAGACAGCGGUCAAAGCAGGAAGGGGUAUUAGGAGAAACGUGUAGAGGCAGGUACAAUUGUUGGGUUCAGUCCUAUACAACAGCACAAAUACACCAACCAUGUGUAUUAAUCUAUUUUUUGUUGUCUGUAUAUGUAUAUGUCUGUUCAUCUCUGUCCAAGUGUGUAUAUUAAUUUGUUUGUGGAUAUUUGUGUGUGAGAGAGAGCAAGAGCGAGAGAGAGACAGAGGGAUCAAAAAGAGAGUAAAUAGACCGACGUACAAACUGAGAGAGACAGAGAAUACAGGGUUCAUACACAGGGUUCAAGCUUGUUACUCUGCAGUUCAGUGCACUCUAUCCAUGCUGUGUGUUUUCUUUCAAAUUGUUUAUUUAUUUGCUAAAUGAACAACCUUGCCUUGAAGAUGUCAACUGCAAACUGCAGUUAAUGUGAUGAUUAUGACAAUGUUGAUUUACAACAACAUUUUCCAUAUUGUUAGAAAUGUAGUUCUGAGCAAGAGAAAGUCCAGUAUCAACUCCAGCAAAAUACUAGUGGCACAAUCUAUGAGGAAGGCUGGGCCAUCCUUGUUGAAAAGGUUGUGAAUUAUUCCCAGAACCUACUGUAUAUGCAGUGUCGACAUGCUAAAUGUAAAGACACCAGGAGUAGCUUGCCAUUAAGGACAGGAUCAAUCUGCCACUGGAAUAUGUGUACAGCAGUGCAUUGUACAUUCACUUGGGUCUGGACCAAUAAGAUUGCGCAACAAAAAAAUUGACCUUGCAGUGAAUGCUGGGGAGGGUCAUUACAGACUGCUGAAUUCAACACAAGUAGUCUGUAAAAAUCAUUGAGAUAGAAACCAAAACAUUUAGUAAUUUUGCACCAUCUUAUAAUUCCACAAUUAAAGUGCCUCCUUGCACUUUGUAUACAUAUUCUAGAACAAGUACAUAUGAAAUGUAUAGAAUUCUGGCAAUUUUUGUCACUUUUUGCUAUCAUAACCUCUGUUCAGGUUUUUGAAUAAGAUACUGUACAGUAGGAACACCAUAUAACCAAUUUAGAGUGAUGUUGCUAGACUUUUUAUUUUGGAUAGUGAUCAACUAGUUUCAUAUACAUUUACAUUUCAUAUAUUCAUAUCCCAUUGUUUUGUCUUUUUUCAGAAAGCUAGAUAAUGUUUAUACCGAAUUUAAUCAGCAGUGUUGUUGACAGACAUACUGAAAAGAGAACCGGUUUUCACAUGUCUACUGUGAACUGGGUGGUGUUAUUUGAUCAUUGUUAACUUUUGUUAGAGGAUAAAGUCAAAUUAACUUGUGUAAUUUUCUCAGAGCUAAAGCAAGACAAGGUGCCUGGCAAAAAUACCAGCAGCUAUGUCUACAUUUUUUAGCUGAAUCUCAGAAUGCAAAGCAACCAUUUCAGUUAUGAAACAUACUUGAGUCUUCACUUAAAUCUUGACAUGCAUCUUCAAAAUCUACCGUAGAUAUCAGGAGUUAUUUUAGAACAAUUUUUUUGUUACAUCUUUCUUAGUUUGGCUUUUUCCUCUUUUCAUUUUUAUAUGAAUACUUAUUUUAAAAUGUAAAUUUAGAUAAUCCUACUUGUCUAUUUUGUAUCUGUUUUUGAUUCAAUGCACAUAUUGGUCCAAGAUUGUAUAAAAAGGUUGUCCUCACUGUUGUCUGACCUCUUCAAUUGUAAUUUCGCUUUAGUUAUAUGUUUGACUGUGUGAAUGUGGAUGGGAAUGAAAGCUAAACAAAAAAUGAUAUUUAUUUUAUUAAGACAAAUGGACAUGUAUUUUACUACUUCUUGUAUACAUGUAACUAUCAAAGCAAUAAAUGUUUAUUGGUGA
This is a messenger RNA of Osmerus eperlanus (European smelt), 4782 nucleotides long. RefSeq names its product excitatory amino acid transporter 2-like. The transcript is spliced from 11 exons. Lineage: Eukaryota; Metazoa; Chordata; Actinopteri; Osmeriformes; Osmeridae. The record is from RefSeq and is a predicted model, not a curated record. Gene Ontology annotation, biological process: L-glutamate import across plasma membrane; L-aspartate transmembrane transport. Bases 302 to 1921 code for a protein of 539 amino acids. Gene Ontology annotation, cellular component: plasma membrane. Gene Ontology annotation, molecular function: L-glutamate transmembrane transporter activity; glutamate:sodium symporter activity; neutral L-amino acid transmembrane transporter activity.